This is a messenger RNA of Anisakis simplex (herring worm), 453 nucleotides long. Lineage: Eukaryota; Metazoa; Nematoda; Chromadorea; Rhabditida; Anisakidae. The record is from the annotation of a GenBank genome assembly.
AUGAUCAAUCGUGAUAUGCAAGAGUAUCCAGAGCAUCGCAUCAACUUCUUCAAACUGCUCUAUGCGCUCAAUCACGAGUGCUUUGACGUGUUCGUGGCGUUACCCCCGCAGUUGUUCCGUUUGAUCGUUGACGCAGUGGUGUGGGCAUUCAAGCAUUCGAUGCGCAAUGUGGCCGAAAUUGGUCUGGAUAUUCUCAAGGAUAUGUUGAGUCAAUUCGCCAUCUAUCCGGAUCGUUCAAAAGCACAAGCGUUCUACAAAACCUUCUAUAUGGACAUUGUUGUGCAUGUGCUAUCAGUGGUGACCGAUCGAAAUCAAAUCAUGAUCGCUGGCUUCUCGUAUUAUGCGGAUAUUUUGUGUGCACUGUUCAGUACGGCUGAAUUCGCCAUCGCCGAACAGUUAAAUCCGCCUCAGUCGAAUAUUGAUUAUAUCUACCAACAGAUCAGCGAAACGUUC